Messenger RNA from Metarhizium album ARSEF 1941, 633 nucleotides. RefSeq names its product THO complex, subunit 5. The transcript is spliced from 3 exons. Gene Ontology annotation, cellular component: THO complex part of transcription export complex. Gene Ontology annotation, molecular function: mRNA binding. Gene Ontology annotation, biological process: positive regulation of DNA-templated transcription, elongation; mRNA export from nucleus. Lineage: Eukaryota; Fungi; Ascomycota; Sordariomycetes; Hypocreales; Clavicipitaceae. Bases 1 to 633 code for a protein of 210 amino acids. The record is from RefSeq and is a predicted model, not a curated record.
AUGGCUGUCGACACCAUCGUUUCCGAGCCCCAUCUAGUGGCCGUUUUGCAAGUAUCCGAUCAAGCACGCGACCAGGCUCACACGCUUCUUCGCCAGACGGACGAGGGCGUUGACUCCCUUACCACGGCCGAGUCGCAAGCUGAGAUUGCCAAGCAGCAGAAGUAUCUGUUUACUAGUAUAUCACACCUUCGGGGUCUGCAUCGAAGCGCUUGCAUCUCCGCCCGCGAAACUAAAGCCCGGACUGCCGAGGCUCGUCAAGAGGUCGACCGCCUACAUCUUCAGCUGCAAAACCUUUACUAUGAACAGCGACAUCUGCAAGGGGAGAUAUCAGCUUGCGAAUCAUAUGACCACAAAUACCAGCAACUUCCCCUUAUUCCCGUCGACGAAUUUCUAGCUCAGCAUCCCGAGCAUGCAGCUGACGACGAGGAUGAGCUCAUGGUCGCGAGGAUUGACCACGAACGCGCGGAGCGUGAGGCUCUGGAGCAGCAACGUCAAGAGCUGCUGAAACGGAAGCAAAAACUUAUUGCCGAGAAUAAGAGACGGAAGGAUGACUUGGCAAACCUGGACCAGGACCUUGAAAAAUUCAUCGACGCCGCGAAACCAAUCUUGGAGCUUUUUGAAAAAGCACCUUGA